AUGGAAACCAAACAUAACAGAUAGUGUGUGGAAGAUGCUGUCACUGCAUUACUGGGUCAUGUUUCCUUUGUUUGUGAUCACACUGAAAGGUGUCAAAUGUCAACAACUGACUGCAGUGAAGAAUGAAGAGUCCAGUUUAGAAGGAAGCACUGUGACUCUGACCUACAAAUACUCUAAAACCAUAGAUGCUACUGAUUAUUUCUUUUGGUAUCGACAGCAUCCAGGAAAACCUCCAGGGUUUCUAAUCGCUAGCUACGGAACAAAAAAUGCAACAUCAGCUGGACUGUCUGUUUCUGUGAGUGAUGAUAAAAAACAAAUCAGUAUGAAGAUCUCCUCUGCUGCAGUGUCAGACUCUGCUGUGUACUACUGUGCUUCAUCCUGUGGAGGAAACUCAUUUCAGCAGCCUCUAAAUGCAAUCUUGUUCUUCUGCUCAGCGUCCUCUUCAUCACGAUGGUCCUGUGUCAACUGUCAACAACUGACUGCAGUGAAGGAUGAAGAGUCCAGUUUAGAAGGCAGCACUGUGACUCUGACCUACAAAUACUCCCAAGAUGUUAGUAAUGACUAUUUCUUCUGGUAUCGACAACAUUCAGGAAAACCUCCAGAGUUCCUCAUCUAUCACUAUGGAACACAAAAUGCAACAAAAGCUGGACUGUCUGCUGCUGUGAGUGAUGAUAAAAAGCAAAUCAGAAUGAAGAUCUCCUCUGCUGCAGUGUCAGACUCUGCUGUGUACUACUGUGCUGUGAGGCCCACAGCUGAGACCAGUCAUCCUGUGGAAGAAACUCAUUUCUCCUCGAACCACGGUCAUAUUCUUCUGGUCACCCCUCAGAUCUCAUGA
Molecule: messenger RNA, 835 nt
Organism: Amphiprion ocellaris (clown anemonefish)
Lineage: Eukaryota; Metazoa; Chordata; Actinopteri; Pomacentridae
Exons: 6
Coding region: 35-835 (266 amino acids)
Source: RefSeq, a predicted model, not a curated record